UUUGGCUGAGAAGUCGCUGGCAAACAGGAUUAACAGGGCACAAAAAGACCACUUGCAUGGGGUCAGGAGGGGUGUCCCCUGUUGCUGCACCACCCUGCAGGCCUGGCUGGAAAUCCACCUGCAGCACCUUGGUGGAGCCUCUCCUUGCAGCAGAUUGCCACAGCUGAUGCUGCCAAGGCUGCUGUCAGUUCCUACAUUUAAUCCUCGUUCUCUCAUCUUGCAGAAGCUUCCCUGUUGCACUGCUUUCCUGCAAGCGCUCUGUGUUCCACCUUCAUUUUAUGCUUAUGAAAGAUGGGAUAAGUGCUAAUUUAUGCUAAGAUUAGCCUCCUUUUAGUUCAGCAUGAGAUCAUAGACAUGUGGUUGAGAGAAGACGGUUCAGGAGGUCUCUAGUCCACACUGUGCAGUGAGGCAACACCAUGGCACAGCCACAUGGAUUUACUGAACAGUGGGGGACAGCUGACAGCAAAGCCUAAGGGCUGGUGGCAAAUAGUGGAAAAAUAGCCCCAAGCAUCUCCAGAGAUGAGUGGCAAAUGCUUUUCUGCUAUGUGCUUCAAAUGUGGUGGGAAGUGUAUUCCCAGAGUCCCUACGUGCAGCACUGAUUCAUAAAUAAGUUGGGUGGGUUGUUGGUUUCUUGGCUCGUUUGUGACCAGGUGUGGCAGCUGUUAGCUCUUGACCCAUCACCCAGCACACAAAGAAUGCUUCAUUUCUUUUAACUGACAGCUGGAAGGUUGUCUUCCCUUCCUGUUGCCUGGAGCAAAAAGCCAAUUAGGUGCAGGUAUGUUCUCUGCAGUCCAUACGUAGGCCCAGCCCCUAAGCUGGUGUGACGGCCAUUCCUUUCGCUGUGCUGUAAUGAGAGCCUCGCAUCACCAGGAAACAAUACAGAUCUUUUCAGUCUUAUCUGCCUUCUACCCUGUUAUCUGUCCCCUGUGUGUCAUGCUCCUUGGUGUUACUGUCCUCCCAUGGAGCAACAGAAUAAUUGAGUUCUGUGCAAGGUGGUUUCGGAGGGGAUGGAUUGGAGCUGGCUGUGCAGGUAGCGCACAUUACUGCUGCCUGUACCCCCCUCCACCUGGAGUGAGGGGAAAUGGCCUCGUGCUGAUGGCCAGCACUUAGCUCUCAUGGAGAACUGUACUGUAAUCAGAACCCACUGCCAACCCUCCGGAGAGGAGCCGUUUCCAAAUGAAGGUUAUUAUAUGAAAUGAAUGCCAGCAAACACGUCUCAUAGGGGAGCUUUGAAAAUGACAGUUCCUUGUGGUUGCCUGAUGUGUGCUUCUGUUCUAUAGGCUGAAAUUUCAGCCAGAAGAACACAAUUUCUCCGGUUUUUAGGAAGGGAGAAGGUGUAUUUUUGUAAGGAUAACCUCCACUGGAAGCCGCUUGCAGGCUCAACGUAUGCUCCAUCGCCUGCACUGUGAUGUGCCAACGUGCUGCAAAGCAAUUAAUAUCCUUACAAUAUCGGUGGGCGUCGCUGAGCUCCCCGUUGGGAUGAAUGGGGACGUUCAGGCGGCACCAACCACGGCUUCAUGUGCUUCUUCAGCUGCACUUGUAGUCGUUUCCUGGAGGCCCUCCCAUCAACCAUAACAGCUGGGGAUGCAGUUCUAAAGUAAGACUUUGGCAAGUGUGAAGGAAAAAAAGAUCCCUAUGGACUGAGGCGCCUUGUCAGGUCAGAGAUGGGAGCAUCAAACACGCUCGGAGGGAAACCUCACCCAACCUGUGUCAGCAGCUGAUCAGAAUCUGAGGCACAGCAGCAGCUGAGCUGGCACUGGGGGGCAGAGCACCUCCACUCACUGCCACCACGUUGCUUCAAGCAAGUUCCUCGUUCCCUUCGAACUGUCCAUGGGCUGAAUAAAAGUUGUUAACUCUUGGCUUGACUUGUCGUCCUUUGGGGGAAUAAAACCAAGGUCGGACUGCCCGUUCAGUGGUGUACUGUUAGAGGAGCACGACCUGAAGUGGGGUAUCCCAGAGGUGAGAGUAACUCUGGUUCUUCAAGUCUGCCUGGAACUCCUUGGAGAGACAAGAAAGACAGUAAGAAAAUGCAGUGGGAGUUAUUACGUGGAUGCAAUGGCUUCAUUGGAGCAGCUCUGCACAUUGCCACUUGUUAAAGAGCAACUGCUGUUGUUUUGAGGACAACUGGGGGAAAAAGCCAUUUGAGCAUCUCUGCAGCUUCUAUGCAUUAAUAAGAAAGUCAGUACACAGACGGAGGAGAGGUACAAAUAUGGCAAAGGCAGCUAAGGAAAUACACAUGGAGAACCCAAGUGAGCUGGAGACUCCUAGUGCAGGAACACCGUGCCCCCCAUUGGAAGAACAGGCAGAAAAACCCUCCAUGCUCUGCUUUAAGAAGCGGAAGAAGAGGACAACAAUGAAAGAAACAUGUGGGGGAGCUUCUGCAGCCUCAGAGGAGAAAAAUCAAUGUAUCAGCACAGACCCAGGGGAGGCAAAAGCUUCUGAAUUGCGACCCUCCAGAGGAGCCUGGGCAGCUCUCAAAAGUCUCACAAAGCCUCGGAGAGGGCAGAAAUCCUCUUCGCGGAAGAAGGUGUCCUCUGAUUCCCAGGUGCAGCUGGAGAUGGAUGCGGAGGAGAGCUGUGCACAAGGUCUUCCAAGGAAAAAGGCCGGCUCAGGGGUGAAGAUGCCCUGUGUGCGCUUCUUGAGAGGCAAGAAAAAGCCCAGCCCCUCAGAGGUGGUGGAGGAGUCAGAGGACAGUGCCCAAGCAAAUGAAGUGAUGGGCAUUUUGAAUAAAGCCAUUGAAGAGCUGGAGGACAUGGCCCCUGAAGAGCCCUGUGACAAGGCUGAGUCCCUCAGCCCGCUCCCUGCAGAGGACAUGGCCCCUGUAGAGCCCUGCAACAAGGCUGAGACCCUCAGUCUGCUCCCUGCACAAAACUCGGCCCCUACAGAGCCCUGUGACAAGGCCGAGUCCCUCAGCCCACUCCCUGCAGAGGACAUGGCACCAGCAGAGCCCUGUGACAAGGCUGAGUCCAUCACUCCUCUCCCUGCAGAGGACAUGGCCCCUAUAGGGCCCUGCAACAAGGCUGAGACCCUCACUCCUCUCCCUGCGCAAAACUCGGCCCCUGCAGAGCCCUGUGACAAGGCUGAGUCCCUCAGUCCACUCCCCGCAGAGGUCAUGGCUCCUGUAGAGUCCUGUGACAAGACGGAGCCCCUCAGUCCGCUCCCUGCAGAGGACCAGGCCCCUGUAGAGCCCUGUGACAAGGCUGAGUCCCUCAGUCUGCACCCUGCACAAAACUUGGCCCCUGCAGAACCCUGUGACAAGACUGAGCCCCUCGGACCACUCCCUGCAGAGGACCAGGCCCCAGCAGAGCCAUGUGGCAGCGCUGAAGCCCUAAGCUCGCUCCCUGCAGAGGACAUGACUCCUGCAGAGCCCUGUGACAAGGCCAAGUCCCUUGGUCUGCUCCCUGCACAAAACUCAGCCCCAGCAGAGCCCUGUGACAAGGCUGAGUCCCUCAGCCCGCUCCCUGCAGAGGACCAGGCCCCAGCAGAGCCAUGUGGCAGCGCUGAAGCCCUCAGUCCACUCCUCGCAGAGGACCAGGACAUGUCAGCGGAAGGUGCUGAUGCUGAUGGGAGGAGUGAACCCUCAGGAGAGCCCAGGCCUGAUGUGGCUGAACACACAGAGUGCAUCACUCGGUCAGAAAUAACCAGUUUGGAGCCUGUCAAUGAGCCAGUGCAGGAAAAGCCGACUGAGGGGAGUCCACACCAAUCUGCAGCACAAGUGGAAGAGAGGGAAGUCACUCCUGAGGCACCAGUUUCCACAGAUCAACCCAACGGCACCCCUGAAAUCACCAAGCUUCAGGAAAUAGCCGCCAUCUGCAAAGAGCUUCCUGAGAGGGAUGAGUCGGAGAGGAACACUGAUCUCCCUGAGGAGUGCAGAUCUGAGGAGACCACAACGGAUUUCAGCCCAUCAGUGUCUAAGGAUGAUACAACGAGUGUGCAGAGCAGCUCCAGCCGUCACGAGAAACCAGAAGUCAACAUGGGCACUGCCGUUGGCAUCGUCAUCACCAUCACUGAAGCUAUGGACUCUGAUGAUGCUGAUUCUGAUCAGGCCUAUGAGCCAUCCCCGGUUUUACACCACAAUAAGCAAAAAGGGAAUAAAAAGUCCAGUGGGAGCUUUGAUUUUGGUCAAAAAGAAGGCCCUGGGGCUGGCAGUGGUGCUGUGGUUGAAGAGAAAGGUCUGGGCGACCAGGGACACAGGACUUCGGAUCAGUAUGAAUUGCUCCUCAUAGAAACAGCGUCUUCUCUUGUGAAGGCGGCCAUCCAGUCGUCCAUAGAGCAGCUGGUCAACGAGAUGGCUCUGGAACAGAAUAAACACAACAGUUUUCUGUGAGGGUGAUAAUGUCCCCGGAUUAGGGUGAUCGCAAGGUACUUUGGCCAGAGGAGGGGAGCAAGAGGGCUCUGGAGGCCACUGCUUAGUUAGCUCUGCAUGCCAGUGAAGUUGUGUGUGUGUUUGUGUGUAUGAAACUGGUGCUAGGGCAUGGGACAGGCCCUGCUGGGCACAGCAAGUGCACUAGGCCUGGCUGCAGGAAAGUGCAAGUGUUGCAGUGUUUUUCAUUUACUGUUGAGGCCAUGUUUCUGCUGUCUUCCAUUCCAGACUUCCCUGCUCUUAGUGGUGUAAAUGUUAAUGUGCUUUUAUGAAGAGGCCCUGCAGGCAGCAAGCAACCUCCCACCACUGGGUUCGGUUCAGUGCCUGUUGAGCACAGCUGGAGGUUUGCUCAGUGGGUGCAAGGGAGGGGGAAGGGGCUGAGAUGUGCAAUUAAUGGCAUCAGCGCCAAGCAGUCAGCAUUGCAUUUGGAGGUGUAGGAAACCUUGGUCUGAAGUCCCAUUAGGUGGAAUUGAGUGGGUGCAGUGAGCAGCACGUUCUGGCCAGCCUAUGACCCCAGCCUACUCCUCCUGCUUACCCCCUUGUCAGAAGCAGCCUGUAUAUCACCCAAACACUGCGGUACAGCAUCAGCUCCCCUUGCUGAAUUCAGGCUGCACAAACAUCAAGAACGUGUCCUCACUUUGUCUGCUGGGGUCCAUUGCACCGCUGAGCACAGGUCUCCCCGUAGUGAUGAGAGCCAGGCUGGAACACGCUGGCCACGGGGAGCCCCUGGCCUUGCCUUCUUUUGUCUGCCAUGGUGAAUCUACCCUUGGAUAUGGUGUUGUUUUGUUGUUUGUUUGUUUGUUUUUAAAAGUGUGGCAUGUAAUAUAGAUAGCAGUGCGCUGCAUGCAGUCAACUCUUGCCUUGGUGUUGAAAUAGCAUAGUAGCAAAGAUGUGCUGCAGGCCGUGGAAUUGCUCCGUGUUGGGAGGGGAUUUGGUAGCUGGGUGUGUCCAUGUGUCCAUCCAUCCUUUCAUUUCGCAGAGACCCCCAGCAGAAAUCCCAGCUGGCUCCAUGGUGGUUGGUCCAAAACGCACCCUGAACACCAGAGCCAUCUCAACAAAGUCCUCAGGGAAAACCCAGACAUGAGGGCUGGGGACACUGCCACAGAACACCCAGACGGGCCGACUGCUGUCAGAAAAGUACAAACUGCUCUGGGAAGGAUGUGUGCAUGCAGCGUGUGUGCACACGUGGUGCAUGCGGGCACACAUCGCCUCUCACUGCCAGCCCUCUGGAAGAAAGGGGCCUUUUGAUAAUGUGGGAUUGCAGCUGCACGGUUGGGAUUUACACACUGCUCUGUGAAAGUCUGCCUUUUCUGCUGAGAAAGUUCUCCUGCACCGUUCUCAGCCCGUACAGAAAUAGCUGCCCUCCCCACCCCCCCCACAACUGCUCAGUGACCACAGUGGGGACAUGGAGGUUUUCUGCUCAGCGCUGUUAGAACACCAGGGCUGACAGCACUCCAAGAACCCGGUGCACAACCACGCUUUGAACUUUGAGAAAGGAUCUCUGCUGUAACCAGAGGAAUACCAGCAGUGAGUGCCACGGUGUCUUUCUGAGCACGUUAAACUUGGGAAAAAUCAGACUGACUUCUUUUUUCUGUGAAUUUCUUUAAUGCUAUCAAUAAUUCAGCGUGUAUAUUAAUGGCUUUGCUCUUCCUUUUGUUCCUUUCAGGCAUUUUGCCAUCAUUUUGAAAGGGGCUUUUUAAGGACUAUGUGUAGCUUUGGAGCUGCUGCAGCACCUGGGAAAGUCUGUGUUUGUGCUGGAGCUGUGCUGUGGGCUGUGUGGGCACUGGGAUGGGUUGGUGCUGAGGGCUGCAGCAUCUCCAUGCCUUGGUUGCAGGGGCACCCCUGGGUUCUCACAGAGGGUGGCCAGGCCGCUGUCUCCUAUCUAUAUGCUGAGCAGUUUGGGGAGGAUUUAAUGUUACUUCAGAACAGAAAAUAGUUCAUUGCAGGAAGAGGCACCCCUUGCAAUGGAGAGAGAAGAGCAGCAGUGUGUGGGUCCAGCCCAGAGCCUGCAGGACUGGCAGCUGCUCUGUACCCAGGGCUGUGUUUGCAUCCUUUCCAUAGCCAUUUUCCCUCUGUUCUGUACACCUAUAUGUGUAACUUGCAAUUAGUUCAUUAAAGUUCAGUGUACCUCUUGUUUUCUUGGCUUGUGAUUAACUGGGCAGAGAGAUUUUGCACCAGAGCUGAUAACCCACUGUGCCAUCCAGUAAUGUAUAGCAUUUCCCAGUGGCCAUAUGAGAGGCCUUCAUGUUAACAGACCUGAGAUGUUUUAAGACUCACUCUUCCUGCAUGUUUUUUCCUUAAAUAAGGUUUCCUUCUGGUUGCUGCCCUGUCUUUUCCACUCGCAGAUUCCUGAAAGCCCACAGACUCCAGUGGGCAUUUAUGAAGGAUGGCAGAUCUCAUCUGGCUCAGCAAUUGAACCAGCCCAAGCUCCCAGCGUGUGAUGCUCCUAAGGACUUGAGGCACUUUACAGCAUAUUAAAAAGUUGGAAAAAACAUACAUUUUAAAUUGUAUUAAUACUGAUUAUUCUUUCAGGUUUGCAGAACAAAACAGAGACUUCUAACGUCUAUUAAUGACUUAAUUAAGACUCUCUGCUCCCUCAUUACAAUGAGAGAGAUGGACAUUAAUGAACAACAGGAACUGUACUCUUGGAACAGAAGUGUUUAGAGAAGCUGCUUGACUGCACAAGAGCACUGGAGUGGGUUCAGGACUGUUUCCUCCUCACAGCUGUAAGAAAGGGGCACAGUGCAUACUUUGCCAUACUUUGGCUCUGGCUGGAUGGAGUUGCCUCUGGGCCAUCUGCCUCCUCAUCGCUCUGCUGCCCCUCUUGGAUAUGGAAGUGUUGCUUUGUAGCUGCAUCGUAAUGAAUUAAUUAGUUCCCCUGCUCACCCCACAGUCUGCACUGCUGCUUUCUUUCCCACAUGUUUCCAGCACUUCUGGCAUGGAUCGCUCAGCUUUCUGUUCAACAAGUCCUCUGCCCAUGCUUUGCUUAGGGGCACCAUGGUGUGCAGUGAAGCCCAGCAGUCCCUCCUUGCUGGAGGGACUACAGCAAGUGGGAACCCAGCACUGGAACUGAUGCUUUCCCUGCAUAAAUGAUGGAUGUUUUCACACGUGUGCUUAUGCCAAAUGAAAAUCCAAGGGUUAUGUCACACGUGCCCAGAAUAAAUUGGACAAGCUCAUAUAGUACAUGGGAAUUCUGUGCUUGGGAGUGAUGGGUGGAAGUGGGACCAUGCUGGUGGACCAGCAAAGCCAUCCUAUUGUUCUUCCUGUACAUAGAGGACUUCCACAUCUGUGACUCAAAAUAACGAAACGCUCCAAGGGAACAGAUUGAUUUAAAUAAUUUGCUUCACUAUUCUUUUACAUCUGCAGUUUCGUUUCCCAGAGAAACAGUUCUUGUUAGCUCUUGUUGGGUGGUAUUACAAUAAUGAAGUAUUUAAUUUGCAGCCAGAUACAAUCUUUACAUUAAAUGUGUUUUUGUUUAACUAAUCAGAGGAUGUUAUUGCUUGUAUGGUUAUUUAAGGAGUAGUAUAGAUCAGCAUUUUUGGGA
Molecule: messenger RNA, 7907 nt
Organism: Coturnix japonica (Japanese quail)
Lineage: Eukaryota; Metazoa; Chordata; Aves; Galliformes; Phasianidae
Gene: AKAP5
Product: A-kinase anchoring protein 5
Biological process (GO): positive regulation of adenylate cyclase activity
Cellular component (GO): dendritic spine; plasma membrane; dendrite membrane
Molecular function (GO): GABA receptor binding; beta-2 adrenergic receptor binding; adenylate cyclase binding
Source: RefSeq, a predicted model, not a curated record